This is a messenger RNA of Carcharodon carcharias (great white shark), 1260 nucleotides long. Its product is annotated as paired box protein Pax-2. The transcript has 15 exons. Gene Ontology annotation, molecular function: DNA-binding transcription factor activity, RNA polymerase II-specific; RNA polymerase II cis-regulatory region sequence-specific DNA binding. The coding region runs from base 1 to 1260 and encodes 419 amino acids. Lineage: Eukaryota; Metazoa; Chordata; Chondrichthyes; Lamniformes; Lamnidae. The record is from RefSeq and is a predicted model, not a curated record. Gene Ontology annotation, biological process: anatomical structure development; regulation of transcription by RNA polymerase II.
AUGGAUAUACAUUGCAAAGCAGAUCCUUUCUCAGCUAUGCACAGGCAUGGGGGUGUGAAUCAGCUGGGAGGAGUAUUUGUAAAUGGCAGGCCUCUUCCUGACGUGGUGAGACAGCGCAUCGUGGAACUCGCACACCAGGGAGUCAGACCCUGUGACAUCUCACGGCAACUGCGGGUCAGCCACGGCUGUGUCAGCAAAAUACUGGGCAGAUACUAUGAGACGGGCAGCAUCAAGCCCGGUGUCAUUGGGGGCUCAAAGCCCAAGGUUGCGACCCCGAAGGUGGUGGACAAAAUCGCCGAGUACAAGCGCCAGAACCCGACCAUGUUCGCGUGGGAGAUCCGGGACCGACUCCUGGCCGAGGGGAUUUGCGACAAUGAUAGUGUGCCCAGCGUCAGCUCCAUCAACAGGAUCAUUCGGACCAAAGUGCAGCAGCCUUUUCAUCCCUCACCGGAUGGACCUGCCACAGCUGUCACUGCACCCGGGCACACGAUAGUCCCCAGCACAAACUCUCCGCCUGUAUCCUCAGCAUCCAACGAUCCCGUGGGAUCCUACUCCAUCAACGGGAUCCUGGGCAUUCCACGAUCGAAUGGCGAAGCCAAGAGGAAACGCGAUGAAGUGGAGAUUGUCACCUCCCCUACGCAUCUACGGGGUGGAGGAGGGAAGGUGUUGCACCUUCUGUGGACUGUCAGAGAUACCCAAGAUAAUUCCGGACCAAACGGUGAUUCUCAGGGAACUGCGGAGAGUGUACGGAAGCAGCUGCGAAGUGAAGCCUUUGCCCAGCAGCAGUUGGAGGCCCUGGAACGAGUCUUUGAACGUCAGCACUAUUCAGACGUCUUCAACGCUGGAGAACACAUCAAAUCAGAACAGGCUAAUGAGUAUUCCCUCUCUGCCCUGGCUUCUGGAUUGGAAGAUGUCAAAAGCAGCCUCUCAGCUGCUGCCACUCCUGACCUUGGGACCAACGUUUCAGGACCCCAGAGCUACCCAGUUGUGACAGGCCGUGACAUGGCGAGUACAACUUUACCUGGCUAUCCUCCACAUGUUCCACCGACUGGGCAGGGCAGCUACUCCACUUCCACAUUGGCUGGCAUGGUACCAGGCAGUGAAUUUUCAGGAAACCCUUACACCCAUCCACAGUACACGACUUACAAUGAAGCCUGGCGCUUUACCAACCCAGGAUUACUAAGUUCCCCUUAUUAUUAUAGUGCCGCAUCCAGGGGUGCUGCACCCCCCACUGCUGCCACUGCCUACGACCGCCACUAG